AUGCUUGGAUUUUUUUCAAGCAAAAAUGCAAUUUCUUCCAUCUCGGCAACUCCACCAGCACCAACUCUCACUUGGCCAACAGAGGCUCCGCCAACGCGCCGAUCAUCCGUGCAGUUACACCUUCCGCCUAGCGAUAGGCCGUUACGUGCAGUUGCCCCUGAAAUACCAGUCGUUGCAAACGAAGAGCCCGGAGGUUCGAUCAGCCAACGAAGCUCAAGGGAGUAUCCACUCUCGACCGUCCCCUUAGCACAAGCAGUUGCCAAUGCGUGGCCGCAUUCCACUCCUGCAGCACCGUUCCAACCACAGUCAAGUUCUGGUUCGGACGGAGUCGCUUUUUCAGAAGACUUGGGUACACCUGGUCGUGCCAACAGUGUAUCACGGGUUCUGAAGCGUGACGCAACCUUUCCCCUAUCUGCUCGACAGCUACGAGAAUUACCACAGCAGAGCGACCAUACCGACAAGGCUCUAGUCAACAGAAAGGCACAUCAUGCAAGCACGGGCGCCGGAGAACACGGCGUCGGACCAGGUCGUUCCUUUACUGAAACCAGCACAGGGCUGGUGGCACCCGGUGUACGUCAACAGGCAACGGAAGUACGCGUGGGAGGAGACACUGGGCUCCUGACCUCUAAACGUGACGAUCCUGGAGAGUCAACCCAUCAGCUGGACGCGUUUAGUGAGAGAGAAACAGGCGAUGGAGGGCUUGAUGCAGAGACGGAGGCGACAGACGAAUCGAAAACCCCACCGCAGCAGCCGGCGUCGCCGGUUGGGGAAGUUUGCCGCGAUGAUAAAGGCGGCGUAAAAAAACAGUUGGCGGUUACAGCUCCCCAUCCCGGGAACGGCGCAGCGAUCCCUUCAAUUUAUCUUGCAUAUGAUCAACAGCCCCGCGUAUGCCUCAUCGUCUCCCCCAGGUUCGAACCGGAGCUUCGGGUAAGAAGGAGUUCUGCUCCUUCGGUGCAGAUUUAUACGGAUCUGCCGAUGGACAUUCAUCAUUGCUUCGACAAACCUGAUAAGGUGAGCCCGACGCCAGUUCCCUGGACACCAGCCUGGCUUCGGGAUGGAAGCGUACGGAAGUCACCGACAUCCGAGAGUGGCGCUGGGAAAGGCACAGAACAGCGAGUGCGCGCAGGCGGGCCGGCAGCGCCACGGACACUCGACAGAGGCAGCCUGACGCACGGUAAAGUGGACGAACAUAAGCGAUUAUGGGACACGCAGCAACCCACAAUUGUGCUACAUCCGCCGACAGCAGUUUUUGGUGGACCGACUGGACAGGCAAAGGGCAGCGAGCGACGCACUCAACAACAUCGCAUGUUUGUUGUUGUCGAUGUGACAUCUGAAUGGUGGCCGUCAGUGCAGCUGCAGUACGUGCAUGAGGACUAA
This is a messenger RNA of Neospora caninum, 1377 nucleotides long. RefSeq lists its product as hypothetical. Bases 1 to 1377 code for a protein of 458 amino acids. The transcript has a single exon. Lineage: Eukaryota; Apicomplexa; Conoidasida; Eucoccidiorida; Sarcocystidae. The record is from RefSeq and is a predicted model, not a curated record.